This is a messenger RNA of Paramecium sonneborni, 431 nucleotides long. The record is from the annotation of a GenBank genome assembly. Lineage: Eukaryota; Ciliophora; Oligohymenophorea; Peniculida; Parameciidae.
AAUGUUUUUCUUCAGCUUUACAUCUAGAGUAAAUAAAUAAAUUUUUUAAUAUUAUGUUAGAACUAAAUUCUAUGUAAGAUUUUUUAGAUGAAAACUUUAGAUUCUUUAUUGAAAUCUUUGAGAUUGGUUAUGAAUUUAUUAAUCCAAAUAAAUAAAAGAGAAAUAGAUAUUAUAGAGAUUAAUCAGAAGAUGAUAUUGCAUAAGUGUUUUGCAUGAGAUAUCUACAAGAAUCAUUGAUGGAAGAAGAAGAUAAGAAAAUAAAAACAUGGAAUUAUUAAACUGCAUAAUUUUGUAGGACAUUAAGAAGUAUUCACCCUGUCUCGCAUUUGAUAUUGAAAAUAAAUAAUUAGGGUCAGGAAGACGUGAUAGAAAUAAUAUUUGUUAGGAUAUUACUAAAGUUAAUUUAUCUUAACUAUUAAAAGAUAUUCUGA